Aspergillus mulundensis is the source of this 1032-nucleotide messenger RNA. RefSeq names its product intradiol ring-cleavage dioxygenase. The coding region runs from base 1 to 1032 and encodes 343 amino acids. NCBI's taxonomy places the organism in Eukaryota, Fungi, Ascomycota, Eurotiomycetes, Eurotiales, Aspergillaceae. The transcript is spliced from 2 exons. Gene Ontology annotation, molecular function: iron ion binding; oxidoreductase activity, acting on single donors with incorporation of molecular oxygen, incorporation of two atoms of oxygen. The record is from RefSeq and is a predicted model, not a curated record.
AUGCACAUCAAGAGCACAUUGCAGCUCAGCCUCCUCGGAGGCGCCACCUUCGCCCUCGCCCACCCAGGGCACAUCGAGAAGCGCGACCCAGCGUCCGUCCAACAAUACAAGAGAGAUCUCGGCCACGGACUAGCCAAAUGCGCAGACCACCUCAAAGCCACCGGUCUCCAGGCGCGUUCCGAGUCACGCCGGAAAGCAACGAUUGAGCUCCACCGUCGCCAACUCAACACCCGCGACACGGCCGCCGUGCUCAACACCUCCCACCACGCCGUCGAAACCCUCUCCCCCUGGAUGCCAGCCGACGAGAUCUUCCAGGAUACCAGCAAGAAAGCCUGCCUCCUGGGUCCAACCGCCGAAGGCGAAACCGGGCCGUAUUGGAUUCCCGGCGAACGCGUGCGCUCUCACACCCGCGAGGGGCAGGUAGGCGUCCCCGUGAUCCUGGAGCAGCAGUACAUCGACGUGGACACUUGCAAGCCAGUCCCGCGCCUCUACGCCGAGCUGUGGGGGUGUAAUGCAACGGGCGUGUACUCGGGCCUCGUUGCGGACGGGAACGACGAGGACGGGGUUGUGAUUUUUGAUACGCUCUUCCCGGGCCACUAUGACGGGCGCACAACGCACUACCACAACAUCGCGCAUAUUGGGGCGAGGCGGUUGCCGAAUAACACUGUCACUGGUGGGACGGUGGGCCACGUCGCGCAGAUCUUCUGGGAUCAAGAUCUGAUUGACCGGGUUGAAGCAACUUAUCCGUACAACACGAAUGGUAUCCCUAUCACGCCUAACGCUGUGGACCGCGUUGUCGCCCAGGAGACUGAGUAUAGCGAGUCAGAUCCCAUGCUGAACUAUGCGUUGCUGGGGGACAGUAUUGAAGAUGGCGUCUUUGCUUGGAUUACAGUUGCUGUUAACCUCUCUGCCGUACACUAUCCCUACUACACCAAUGUCUUUACUGCUGAGGGCGGGAUGGAAGUGGAAGGCACCUCAGAUGGAAAUCCUCGGGUGGUUGAUGGCGGGAUUCCUCAGACAUCAGGGAUCUGA